AUGAUUAAAGUCGUUAAAAAAAAUAAAGUGCUAAGCAGAGAGGAAUUAGAAGCUUUAGAGAAAAAUGACUUAAUUAGCAGAAUUUUACAGCUUGAGGCUUACAAUUUCCAACUAAAACAGAUUAUGGAAAAAAAUGCAAACGUAAAAGAUGUACAAAAAUCUCACUCUUCAAAAAGGAAGUUUGAUUUUUCAAAAUGUCACAAGAGGCACAUUCUUUUAAAGCUUUAUUACUUGGGAUGGGAAUAUCAAGGGUUUGCUACUCAAGAAAAUACAACAAGCACCAUUGAACAUCAUUUAUUCAAUGCAUUGAUACAAAGUUGUUUGAUACAGAGCAGAGAAACGUCUAACUACCAUCGCUGUGGUAGAACAGACAAAGGUGUGAGCGCAUAUUCUCAAGUGAUAUCCUUGGAUAUUAGAAGUUCACAGACCCCAAAUGAACAGAAUGAUUUGGAUAAUUUUAAGAAAGAAAUAAAAUACUGUAAAAUUUUGAACAGGCUUCUGCCAAAAAAUAUUCGUUGUCUGUCAUGGUCUCCUGCAGCACCUGAUGUAUCAGCCAGAUUUGAUUGCAAAUGGAGAUGUUACAAAUAUUUUUUUCCCAGAGGAAACAUGAAUAUAAGUGCUAUGAAUGCUGCUUUAAAAUAUAUGAUUGGUAGCCAUGAUUUUAGAAAUUUAUGUAAAAUGGAUGUGGCAAAUGGUGUUACUAGUUAUAUUAGAAAUAUACUCGAAGCUGAAAUAACUUGUGCAACGAAAGAAGAAAGUAAUGAUAUCAUGGGUUAUGACAUGUGCACAUUAACAAUUAAAAGUAAUGCUUUCUUAUGGCAUCAAAUUCGUUGCAUAGUAGGGAUUUUGUUCCUUGUUGGUCGUGAACAAGAAACACCUGAAAUUGUACAAGACCUUUUGGAUAUUGAAAAGUGUCCGUGCAAACCACAGUACAGUCUAGCUCAUUAUACUCCUUUGAAUUUAUUUUAUUGUGAAUAUGACAAUACUCAUUGGUAUACUGACAUAACUGAACUUGAAAAAGUUAUAAAAGAUUUACAAGAAGAAUGGACUAAUGCAUCUGUCAAGUGUGCCAUGACAAGAUGUAUGCUAAAUGAUUUAGGAACAUUAUUCGCAAAAGAAAUUAGCGAUGUCAAUUUUCAACCUGAUAGCUUAUUACAAGGGUCUGAGGCUAAAGUUUAUAAGCCAUUGAUGCAGCGGGACACCUGUGAAAGCCUUGAGAAUCGAAUCGAGCAUUACACGAAAAAACGCAGACUCGAAAAAACAAGUCAAUAG
Copidosoma floridanum is the source of this 1272-nucleotide messenger RNA. RefSeq names its product tRNA pseudouridine(38/39) synthase. The record is from RefSeq and is a predicted model, not a curated record. Gene Ontology annotation, cellular component: nucleus; cytoplasm. Gene Ontology annotation, biological process: tRNA pseudouridine synthesis; mRNA pseudouridine synthesis. Lineage: Eukaryota; Metazoa; Arthropoda; Insecta; Hymenoptera; Encyrtidae. Gene Ontology annotation, molecular function: pseudouridine synthase activity; RNA binding.